UUUAAAAACUCCCCCUACCAACUUCUUCAACACUUGAAAACUUCAAAACUUCCAUCGGAAUUCUUUAAUCAAGAAACGUUUUUUCUCUCUUUCUUUAAUCAAAUUCUCACACCCAUUUCACCGAUCUUCAUAAUUCUCCAAAAUUCACCAACAAUUCAACACAAUUUCAUCAUGUCAUCAUCAAUUUUUGCUUCAAAUAGCAUCGUUUUAGCAACCGCCAUGGUCGCCGUCUCCGGCACCGUCAUCCUCCUCGCCUUCCGCCACCACAAACCACCCACCACCACCACAUCCGCCGCCGUAUCCGUCGCCGGAAAAUUCACCACCACCCACCACCCAAGACCUUGUAUCUCUGUAGAUGGGAAGAAGAGGGUGAAGAAGAAAAAAAAGGUUCGUUUUGCAGAAGAUGUGAUGGAACCAAGUGGCAGUGGAGAGGAGUUUAGAAAAAGAUUCAAAAGUAAGAAUUUACAAAAGUUGAGGACUAGUUCGUCAAUAUGUAAAGAUGAGGGGGGUAAAAGGAAAAUUAACAUGCCUGAAAAUAGAGUUGCUUUAUACACUGGAAUCCUCAGAGAUCGCAAUGUUCAUCGGUUUGCUUGUUAGUGAUUUCUUGUUUUCUUACAAGUUUAGUCGAUGUGGUUUUGAAGUUUACAGGUUUGAUACCUUAUCUUUCAUAGAAAGUGCAAAAUGCAUUUGUUUCAGAAACUUGUAGAUGUUUAUGGUUACUUUACUGUACAGAUUUAAAGGGACACAAAGAUAUUGUAUGUAAUAUAAAGUGUGCUUUUGUUGAUA
This is a messenger RNA of Helianthus annuus (common sunflower), 786 nucleotides long. RefSeq lists its product as uncharacterized. The transcript is spliced from 2 exons. Lineage: Eukaryota; Viridiplantae; Streptophyta; Magnoliopsida; Asterales; Asteraceae. The record is from RefSeq and is a predicted model, not a curated record. The coding region runs from base 172 to 597 and encodes 141 amino acids.